Messenger RNA from Tribolium castaneum (red flour beetle), 2550 nucleotides. RefSeq names its product discs overgrown (gene dco). Gene Ontology annotation, biological process: peptidyl-serine phosphorylation; positive regulation of canonical Wnt signaling pathway; endocytosis. The record is from RefSeq and is a predicted model, not a curated record. The coding region runs from base 303 to 1535 and encodes 410 amino acids. Gene Ontology annotation, molecular function: protein serine/threonine kinase activity; ATP binding. Lineage: Eukaryota; Metazoa; Arthropoda; Insecta; Coleoptera; Tenebrionidae. Gene Ontology annotation, cellular component: cytoplasm; nucleus. The transcript is spliced from 7 exons.
GUGGCGCAAGCUGGCCGUCUAUUUCUCAGUUGUUUCGUGUGGUGUGUCACCAAAAGGCCAUAAUGAAACGCGAAAUUGCAAAAUUAAUCGUUCUUGUUUUGCGUUUUUGACGAAUCUGUGAUAAUUGUGAAAUUCUAAACACCCCAACCGCUAGCUGUAAAUUCCCUAAAAAUAAACAAACGAAUUUCUAAGCCUUCUAGUUACGUCAAAUUUCCUAUGAUAGUUGGCUAAUAUCUAUGGCUAAUAUGGCCGCCUGAAGUACGACAGCAUUUCAUGUCUUUUGUUGUGUGAAGUGAGGUGGAAUGGAGCUUAGAGUGGGCAAUAAGUACAGACUAGGGCGCAAGAUAGGCUCCGGGUCCUUCGGGGACAUAUAUUUAGGUACCAAUAUUUCCACGGGGGAGGAGGUCGCAAUUAAGCUAGAAUGCAUCAAAACGAGGCACCCGCAGCUCCACAUAGAGUCGAAAUUUUACAAAAUGAUGCAGGGGGGAGGUAGGUAUGAGGCCCCAAAAAGUCCCAAAAUUCACUCUGUUCCAGUGGGGAUCCCCCAAAUGAAAUGGUGCGGCUCGGAAGGUGACUACAACGUCAUGGUGAUGGAGCUCCUCGGACCAUCCUUAGAAGACUUAUUUAAUUUUUGUUCACGUCGUUUCUCCCUGAAAACAGUUCUCCUCCUAGCCGACCAAUUAAUAUCACGUACUGACUUCAUCCACUCGCGGAACUUCAUCCACCGCGACAUCAAACCCGACAACUUCCUCAUGGGUUUGGGCAAAAAGGGUAACUUAGUUUAUAUAAUCGACUUUGGGCUAGCGAAAAAAUACAGGGACGGACGGACCCACCAGCACAUACCCUACCGAGAAAACAAAAAUCUAACAGGUACGGCGCGAUAUGCGAGCAUAAACACGCAUUUAGGGAUAGAACAGUCACGAAGGGACGAUUUGGAGUCGUUAGGUUACGUUUUAAUGUAUUUCAAUAAGGGCUCGCUGCCGUGGCAGGGCUUGAAAGCGGCCACAAAGAGGCAAAAGUACGAGAGGAUCUCGGAGAAGAAGAUGUCCACGUCCAUAGAAGAAUUGUGCAAAGGCUUUCCGAUGGAGUUCCCCACCUACUUGAACUACUGCAGACAGUUGAGGUUUGAGGAACGGCCCGAUUAUAGCUACUUGAGACAGCUCUUCCGUUCACUUUUCCAUCGCCAAGGUUUCACCUACGAUUACGUAUUUGACUGGAAUAUGCUCAAAUUUGGGGGCUCGCGGGGCAGCCACUGCGAGGAGAACACCGGCCGUUCGGGCACCCGUUACGGUAGCCACGCGGCUACCCCCGGGGACUCCACUCCCACAGCCCCCCAGAGCCGCACCCGGCGCCCCCACGACCGCAUGGACAUAGUACCGGCCAACAGCGCCGCCCCCAACCCUCUCGAAGACGUCAUCAGUAGCAACUCGCCCCGUUUGUAUGACAGCCACGAACGGCGCGUGUCAAUGCGACUCCGUCAGGGGGCCCCCAAUGCCUCCACCUCAGAUUUGAGCAAUUCGAAGCAAGCAAAGUGACGCCUCCGGAGUAGCAAUGGCGCCCCCCAACCAGACGGCGGGACAAGCAGGCCCGCCUAGAAGAGGAAGCGCCUCCAAAGACCCACCAAGACUUAAAAAGUGAAACAGUGGUGAAGGAGAAGAGGUUUGAGAUGUGUGAUUUUGUUAAGUUUCGUAACUUUGAUUUCGUAUGUGCAAUGGAAUUAAUUUCAACUCGUUUUGUGAUAAUUUUUUACACUUUUUGUCGUUUGUUUUGAGAUGAGAGUUGAGGGAAUUGAAGUUACGGUUGGUUUUUUCAAUUAGAAGAAGAGACAAAUUAACUGAAACAAAUUGAAACGAAAUCUGUUUUACCUGCGGGACUUUUGUACAUAUCUAGACUGAUCAACUAUUGUGUAUUUUGUUGUAUAAUAGCAUAAGUGUUUAGGUUUCUUUUGUGACCAGUUUGUAUAAGAGGAAACAAUUAAUUAAUUAGUUGGUGCUUUGGCAUUGACUCAAUUUUGUAACAAAAACAUUAUCACAAGAUAUUUGUUGAUUAGUUGUGAUUGUUUUUCGUGACAGUCGUUGUCUCAUUGUGUUCUAAUUGACUGCAUUUCAAUGUUUUGUUCCUAUGGAAAAAUUAAGUUUAUAAUUUAUACAAAUAUUGUAAAAUAAUCACAAAAAAACUAGUAAUUUAAUGUAAUUUUGAUACAAUUAAAAUUAACCGCAAUUUAGGUUUUUCUAAUUCAUUUCUAAUAUUGUAUGCUAGAUUUACGCGAUUAUUCUGUAAAUAAGAGAUGGUCUUAAGUGUUGUACAUUAUAAAUGAAAAAUAACCUCAGAAUAGUGCAUUAUUUUGUAAAUUUUGCUGGUAAAGAAUCUUUUUAAGUACUUAGACUUGAAAAUUGAACCACAGUUGUGUAUUUACUGUUAGCAUUACCACAGCAUAAUGUUACAUGUUUUUUUGUUUUCAAGUGUCAAAAAACAAAAAUCAUUAUUUUUGUUUUAUUUGCUGCACUAUGUAUGUUAAUUACGAAAUAAAAGUCACUAAAGUUGAUUUAA